This is a messenger RNA of Centrocercus urophasianus (Greater sage-grouse), 1023 nucleotides long. Its product is annotated as transmembrane protein 14C-like. Bases 238 to 561 code for a protein of 107 amino acids. The record is from RefSeq and is a predicted model, not a curated record. Gene Ontology annotation, biological process: regulation of heme biosynthetic process. Lineage: Eukaryota; Metazoa; Chordata; Aves; Galliformes; Phasianidae. The transcript is spliced from 4 exons. Gene Ontology annotation, cellular component: mitochondrial membrane.
UGCAGGCCGGUAGGUGGGCACGGCCGGGUUCCGCUCCUGCCUACGGCCAGCCCCAUAGCCGGCCCCAUAGCCGGCCCCACGGCUGCUUUCCCAGCUCAUCCUGCGUGUCACUUCUUGGCUUGGGGUUCGGGCAGGUCCUCCCGCGGCAAACAAAUAUCCUUGUUAUUAUCUGCCUCCCCCCCCAACCGCGUUUAGAACGACUCCCCCCUCCCCCCAGUUUAUUUUCCGGUUUUCAGCAUGGCCGUGGAUUGGAUCGGGUUCGGCUACGCCGCUCUGGUGACAUCGGGAGGGCUCAUUGGCUACGCUAAAGCAGGCAGUGUUCCAUCGCUGGCUGCUGGGCUGCUCUUUGGAAGUCUGGCUGGACUGGGUGCCUAUCAGCUCUCCCAGAAUCCAAGCAAUGUUUGGAUUUCUCUGAUUACAUCUGGAACACUGACUGCCGUAAUGGGAACAAGGUUUUACAACUCUGGAAAGUUCAUGCCUGCAGGGCUGAUUGCUGGUGUCAGUUUGCUGAUGGUGGGAAGAUUAGCACUGAAGAUGGUGGAGAAGCCCCAUGAAAAGUAAUUGCUCAUUUUACUGCUUAUCAUCUGCGUGAAGAAACCUGAUAAUGACACUGUGAACACAGAAGCAAGAAAAUGAGGAUGGAUAGUUAUAUAUGAAGUGCCAUUUAUUUCAAGAAUCUGGUAGAGCUCUUACUGUGCAGUGAGAAUUUGGUCCUGGUUGUUUUUUUGAAACACAUUUCAAUGUAUUUUGAUACUUUUGAUUUUUAUAUCCCAAAAUAUACUGAUGACAUAUAUGAAGUAGAGUGGAUCUGUAAUUAGGCAAGCAACCAUGCAGUGUCACCAGAAACAACUGGCUGAAUACAGCACUGUAUCUCAUAACUUUUAUACCAAGUACUACAGUAUGCUUUACCUGCUGUAUCCUGAGUUGAUAUAUCAUGUCUGUGUAACACCAAACAAAUCUUUUUAUUGUGAAAUGAUGCUGAAAUGUUGCUUUUCUACAAGUAAAACCUGUUACAAACAUUCA